AUGGGUCAGGAUGGCGAACGACAGUGCGAGUGGCAACGCGUAAUUGAGAGCUACUCCAAAGCAUCCAUAACCGGCUUUCACAGUAUUCAUUCUCGCACAUCUGAUCAUGAUCGCAUGUACACAGUCAGAACGACUAUGGGCCCAGCCUGUAGUCGCUGCCUCACUAGCGUGCAGAGAACUUGGCCGGCGCCUGUCGCAGUCCGUAUUGUCCAACAAAUCAUCAUGACUUUUCGUCGGCAGCCACCAAAGAAAAGGGACAGAACCAACGAGAACUGCGACAAAGCGGUCAAAAACAUCAUGUGGCGUUAUGAGCAGAUGCGACGACGAUAUGGAGCCGACGUGUACGUCCAAGUCCGCUUCAAAAGCAGGCACUAUGAGUACACGUCUUCCGAUAAGCCCGAGUUCCCCUGGUCCAGAGCUGAGUUGAAAGCGACCUACCCUGUCCCGGUAGCAAGAUCACCACUGGACUACACGGAAAGAAGAUCUCGAAGCGUCGUUGAAGGUCAAUCUAGCGUAAGCAGCGGUUGA
Colletotrichum tamarilloi is the source of this 528-nucleotide messenger RNA. RefSeq lists its product as uncharacterized. The record is from RefSeq and is a predicted model, not a curated record. Lineage: Eukaryota; Fungi; Ascomycota; Sordariomycetes; Glomerellales; Glomerellaceae. The coding region runs from base 1 to 528 and encodes 175 amino acids. The transcript is spliced from 3 exons.